Protopolystoma xenopodis is the source of this 792-nucleotide messenger RNA. The record is from the annotation of a GenBank genome assembly. NCBI's taxonomy places the organism in Eukaryota, Metazoa, Platyhelminthes, Monogenea, Polystomatidea, Polystomatidae.
AUGCGCUACAUAGAUACUGAUUUCUCAGCCCAGCCCACAGAGCCGUUCCGUCCUCUUGAGCAACUUAUGGCUGUAUUUCCAGCCUCUUCACGGUCUCAUGUUCCACCUGCUUGGCAAGAUUUGAUGACCGAUCCCAACUCGCCUAUUAUUGACUUUUAUCCGACGGACUUUAAGGUAGAUCUUAAUGGCAAACGAUUCGCUUGGAUGGGCGUUGCCUUGCUCCCCCUAGUUGAUGAGCUUCGUCUUCUUCGGGCCCUCGACACACGGCGGCAUUUACUUUCGACCGAAGAAGUGGAGCGUAACAUCCGUGGCCCAGACCGCCUCUUUGUAAAAGAAGUUCAUCCAGUGGCUGGCCUUCUCCUUGCUUUGCAUAAGCAUGCUGUGGAUUUAAAACUAACGCCAGAAUAUUUUGUCCCGCCAGGAAAACACAUCAAGGGCGGAUUAUUGGUGCCAGAUGAUCACUCUGUCCUUGAUUCUCGCCUCACACAGGGAAUAUCUGGUCGCUUCUGGCCCGACCUUUGCAUAGCCCACAUGCCUGGAGAACGUGUUCCCAGUGGUGUGCCAACGUUACUGCCUGAUCUGCCUGUUUCCCGAGUAGUUAGCGUCUGCUUUGCCGAUCCCGCUUACCCGGACAAGUUUGUAUUUCCUUCCAAACUUCUUGACAAAGUAAGCAAUUCUUCAAGACUUAUUGGCUUAUUUUUUUGGCCAUUAUUAUUAAAUAUUACAUUUGUGAUUCGAUGCCAUGCAUUUCGACAUAGUUACUACACUGACAGAAAUGUUACAUUUAUUUAA